Molecule: messenger RNA, 7636 nt
Organism: Daphnia pulex (common water flea)
Lineage: Eukaryota; Metazoa; Arthropoda; Branchiopoda; Diplostraca; Daphniidae
Exons: 2
Coding region: 1302-7517 (2071 amino acids)
Biological process (GO): DNA integration
Molecular function (GO): nucleic acid binding
Source: RefSeq, a predicted model, not a curated record
CCCCAAAUUCAGUCGUUGUUUCCCUACCCCCCUAUUGUUUAUUCCCCCCCAAUUUACUGUACAAUAUUCAGUGUGUUAAAAUAGACGAGAGGUAAAAGACACGGUUUUGUUCGUGUCUAAUUUAUUCAACUUGGAAACUGUAAGUAAACGGCCCGACACGCCGAACAUCCCUAUUACAUUUUCUACAUGGUCCUUCGAACGGUUUUUAACCCAGUGCAUAACCGUGUCCUCCCUCUCAAAUCACUCAAAUCAACUCACUCAAAACUCAAAAUUGUGAAGCCGGUUGGGGCUACACAAUUCUAGACCCCCCAAACGUUUAUCUUUGUUUCUUUCUUUUGUUGUUGGGUGGUUAAAAUCUGCCCAAACUAAAACUACUAAAUUGUAAAAACAAAAAAGACGUAGAAAAGGGGGGAACCUAUGCCCAAAAAUUCCAUUUUUUUUCUUUCGACUUUUUUGUGCCUUUCGUUGUCGGGCUAGCCUGAGGGGGCGGCCAUUGAACACGCCGUCCCAACCUCUGGCCCAUAGAUCGGCCUGGGCUAAACUACUGGGAUUUCGUCUCCUCUUUUCAUUGCACGUGUGUCCUCCCGUAUCCAUUCUUCGCUUGCUGAUGGUAUCGAGUCAGAAAUAAUCUUUCUCUUUCUCUCAACAUUCACAGAGGAGCCGAAAGGUCUCCAAAACAACCGCUAAAUACAAUUAUUGAAUGAAUAUUCUCUGUCCAUCUGUCCUUCCUUAAAAAAAAAAAGAAAAAAAACCCUCUUACAUAGGAUCCCGAAACAUCGGUGCAUCCAAACGAAAAAAAAAAAACUAUUUCUCUCUCACGCUCACUGUAGUGGCACGCCGCAAGGGGCGCCACCAACAAAAAAAAAAAAAAAAAAAAAAAUUAUUUCUCGCUCACGCUCAGUGUAGUGGCACGCCGCAAGGGGCGCCACCAAAAAAAAAAAACUUUAUUUCCUCUCUCGCAAAGUGUAGUGGCACGCCGCAAGUGGCGCCACCAACAACAGAAAAAAACCAGAUUCACUUAAUUGAGUCAUCCAGCCCGGAUUUUUGCAGGAGCCUGGGUAUUACCCUAGCUCCAAAUUUAAAUCGAUUCUUUUUCAGAUACAUCCAAGGGAUUUCAAACAAAGUGGAAACAAAAAACGGAAACUCAUCCGUUCCACGAAACCCCAAGGAAAACAGGAAAAGGAAACGGGCAAAUCAGUCGAUAAGUGAUCGAAAAAAAAAAAAAAAAAAUUAAAUUAAUUCUCUAUUUCAUCUCCUUUUCCCCAGUCAACAGCUCUUGAAGAGCUACACAACCAGGAAGAAUGGUUCAGUCAAUGAAAAACACAAGGUCAGCCACCAAAGGCCACAUAACAAGAGCAAUAACCCGGAUCAACGGAUUUGCAAAUCAAGUAAUGGCCCAAGAAGAUGUUAAAGAACUAGAAACCUUAGAAACAAGAUUGAAAAGUCUCUUCGAAAGCUACCAAAGCGCAACAAAAGAAAUCAAGGAGAAAUUAAUAGCGACCAAGGCCGCGCAGGAGGAGAUUGAUGGGGAUCUGGACACCUUUCUCCAAGUUCAAGAUGAAGUGUCUGGAGCAAGAUCAAUCAUCAAGCAGAAGAAGCAAGAAUGGUUGGACGACGUGAAAGAAAAGCAAGAGGCAAAGAAAGAAGAGGACAGAGACAAACGAUUGUUAGCGCUCUUCCAACAACAGGCAACAAGCCAAGCAGCAAAUCAAGCGGCAAAUCAAGCAGCAAAUCAAGCAGCAAAUCCAGCAACAAGUCAAGCACAGAUGGCGCAAAUUAUUGCCCAAAUCAUGGCGGCCAUUCCGGCACCUCCCGCGCCAGUAAUCAACGUGACGGCAGCACCAGCCCCAGCUUCAGCCGUACAGUCGAUACGAUUGCCGCAGCGACAAAUUAAGCACUUCAAAGGAGACGUACUGGAAUGGACCCAAUUCUGGGAAUCCUUUAACGCAGCUGUCCACUCUUCAUCUCUUUCAAACGUCCAAAAAUUCGAUUACCUCAAGGAAUAUCUUAAAGGUGAGGCGUACCUGUUGGUUAACAAUCUUGAAUUAACAGAUGCGAAUUACCAAGUCGCAAUCGACGAACUGAAAAGGAUGUACGGGAAGACGGACGUUCUAAUCGACGCGCACAUUGAGAAACUGGAUGCCUUGCAGCCCGUAAAGGACGGGAACGACGUUCCAGCUCUGAGGAGCUUCCAGCUGAAUCUCCAAUCGCACAUUAGCGCGUUGGAAACGUUAGGAGUCCCCACAAGUUCCUUUGGCGGACUCCUCGGAGCAAGAUUAAUCAAAUUAAUUCCUACCAGGCUCCAACAAGAAUGGGCAAAAUCGCCAACAAACAAAUCAACGGACAUCGAGAUGGUCAUCAAAUUCAUUGGAGAUCAAAUCGACGCGGCCGAAAGGUUCAACCGAAUCAAAGGUGUGGAAAAGGAGAAAUCGUCUCCAGCUCCUAAACAGCCCAAACCGGCAAAUCCACAGCCGGCAACAGCAUCACAAUUGGCAGUAGGAGCCAAAGCAAGUCCAGCUCCUCAGGUUAAAUCCGCCUUAAAAAAUAAAAACGUUAAAUUUAACCCAAGUUGGAUUGUGUGCGAAAGGCCCUGCAUCUUCUGCAGCCAAAUUCACUGGCCGACAAAAUGUCCGAAAGGGCUGACGGAAAGGAAAAAGAUAAUCUUUGAUUUGAAAAGGUGCGUCAACUGUUUUGGAGACAAACACGCGCUGAAGGAUUGCACAUCCGCCCGGAACUGCAACAAGUGCGGAGGGAGGCACCACACCGCUCUCUGCGACAAAGGAGACGUCAGAGUCACCAAUCCCACAACAGCAGCAAUAAUCGUGGCCAGCGAUCCAACUUUGACAACCACAGCCUGUGCAAGCAGCUUUGGACAAUUGAUGCUGAAAACGGCAACAGUCAUCAUCAGCGGCCAAAACGGUAACGAAACAAGAGCGAUUUUAUUUGCAGACGACGGAAGUCAUCGUUCUUGGGUGCUGAAAUCACUCUCAUCGCAACUUAACAUGAAGACAGUAGCGGUGGAAAACAUCAGCACAAGAGUGUUUAAGAAAAAGGAACCCAACAAGCCCGAAAUGACAAAAAACGUCGAAAUGCAAGUAAGGGGCACCUGGCAAGGCGCCCCAAAAGUUACACUAAUGGCUUUAGAAUCGGAUCACAUUUCAGAUACCGGCCCGUACGUAGGAUCCGAAUUUGCAAACAGCCUCUGGAUCCAAAACGAAAAAUUGGCCGACGACAGAUUCGAGAUGGCACACACCGAAGAUCAGCCAAUUGGAAUUUUAGUCGGAAUGGACCAGAUGUUCCAGAUCAUGUCGAAUGAAGCCGCCAUACAGAGUCCAUGCGGAUUGCGCGCGUUUCAAACGAAACUCGGAAGAAUGAUUGCUGGACCAUCUCAAGAAGCAAAAUCGAAGACAGGAACUCAAGUAAUCCAAAAUUUAAUUUUAACAUCAAGUUACCCGAUUCCACAGAUUACGUCAACAUUCGCGACAAGUAGCCAAAAAAGAAAAAUCCUUUCAACUCAAGCAAACAAAACUCCGAUGGAAAAGGAGACUGGAACGGCCAGUCCCCAAACUACGCCAAUAGGAGCGUCAUUCUCAGAUGCCCCAAUCGGAUCCAGCGGAGAAGAAGAUAGUAAAUGGUUUGAGAAGGAAGAACAAGUUGCUGCUAAUUUCGACCUUUCUCUUUUCUGGAAAAUAGAAAAUUUUGCGAACCUUGAAGGCGCUGAUGCAGUGGAAUCGGAUGAUCGCUUCGAUUUCUUUGACGAAAAAAUAACGAGAUGGCCAGAUGGAAGAUACUGUACACCGAUCCCUUGGACAACUGACAAGUGGAGACUUCAGAAAAAUCUCCCGUUGGCCACCGGAAGAGUGGAAAGCACAAUAACAAGAUUGAGAAAAAAUCCAGGAGACUUGGUGAAUUACCACGCAGAAAUCCAAAAGCUCAUCGACAGCAAAUUCGUCGAGGAGGCGAACAUGGACUACGAAGAACUUCACACCUAUCUCCCACAUCAUCCGAUCUUCAGAGGCGACAAAUCAACGACGAAAAUCAGACCCGUCUUUGACGGAGCAGCAAAAACGAAAUUUGGACCAAGUCUGAACGACGUGUUGGAGACCGGACCAAAUCUCAAUCCCGAUCUCCUAUCAGUGCUAUUACGCUUCAGAAAGUACGAGAUUGCCUGGAUCGCCGACAUAGAAAAAGCCUUUCUAAACAUCGCCCUGCAGCCGGAAGAUGCUGAAGCAAUCAGGUUUUUAUGGCCCAGGGAUCCAGCAGUGGCUGGAUCGCCUCUUAUUGCCUACAAGUGGAAGAGAGUGCCCUUUGGCCUUAGUUCUAGCCCCUUUCUCCUACGUGUUACAAUUAACAAACAUUUCAAAUCACUAAAGUCUCGUUUUCCAGAAACUAUUCAACAGCUGGAAGAAAGUUUGUACGUUGACGAUUACCUCGGCGGAGCAAACAAUUUAUCAAUCGCCAAGAAAAGAGUCGAUGAGACGGACGAGAUCUUUAGUGACGCCCAACUCAACAUGAGAAGCUGGGCAACCAACAACGAAGACCUCAAACAACACCUGAAGGAGAAAGGACUGUCGAAUCAAGUCGUAGGCCUACUCUCCCCAGCCUUGGACGGCCAACAGAAGGUGUUAGGAAUCCGGUGGGACACCGGAUCCGAUUCGUUCAAAUUCAACCCAGCAUCCAUCAUCCAAGCAGUAGAAGAAGUGGGAUCGGAAAUCACCAAAAGAAAGAUACUCAGUAUCUCGGCAAGGAUUUUUGAUCCAAUUGGAUUUUUAUCUCCCACUGUACUUUUAUUGAAGAUUAUUUACCAGAAGCUCUGGGAAAAAGAGAUAGGUUGGGACCAAGCAGCGCCAGCCGAUAUCCAAAAAUCUUGGAAGAUAGUGAUGACUGGUCUCGCCGAUUUCACCGAACUACAAAUUCCACGAUGGAUCGGACUAUCCGAAAAAGUCACUUCUCACGAAAUUCACGUCUUCGGAGACGCUUCUGAAGCAGCGUAUGGAGCCGUAGCCUACGCCCGACUCCAAAAAGGACAAGAAGAUCCACUCAUCAUCCUACUGGCCAGCAAGACGAGAGUUGCACCUCUACCUAAGAAAAAAGUAACUUUACCGCGUUUAGAAUUGCUGAGCUCACUUUUAGCCGUACGUUUAGGUGAAGUCGUAAAAAAUGCAAUGCAAGUCCAGUAUUGGAGAACUUUCUACUGGUCAGACUCCUUGGUUGCACUAGGAUGGAUUAGAGGAGAGCCGAACAAAUGGAAACCAUUCGUCCGAAAUCAAGUGGAAACGAUUCGAAAGUUUUCACAACCCGAGUGGUGGAGACACUGUCCAGGUCUCCAAAAUCCGGCCGAUCUUGCCUCGCGGGGAGCGCCAGCGCCAACGCUGGUAACCUCAACUCUUUGGUGGAACGGCCCGAUUUGGCUCAAAGGAGAAGAAACGGAAUGGCCAGAUUCUCCCAACGACCAAAUUCCACAAACAAUCCAGUCCGAAAUGGAAUCGGAAGCUAGGAGUACGACGGUCAGCACAACAGCAGCCAUCGCAAUUCCAACAGCCUCCGUCGACUGGAAUCUCGACAAAAUUUCCACCUGGAAUCGACUGUUAAGACGUACAGCCUGGGUCUCACGAUUCCUCAGCAGGAGUCAAAAGAAGCUCAGACCUCCCGGUCCAGAACGAAUGGAGUCGAUAAAGGCAAUUGGACCAGAUGGAAAAGGAAGUGGAAAAGUUAUCCGGAUUACAAGAUUAUCCAGAGAGGAGCUGGAUGAAGCGGAACUAACGAUCUACAGACAGCUCCAACGAGAGCGGUAUCCUAAGGCGUUUGAAUCGCUACAGUUAGACAACACAAUCCAGCCCAAGGAGAAAAUCGCUGCACUUUUUCCAAUCUGGGACGCCAGAGACCGUCUCGUUCGAAUCCAUGGGAGAGUAUCACUUGCCCUAAGAGAUAGGAACAUCGAUCCCCCAAUUUUGCUUCCUGCAUCACAUAUAGUAAUCACUUUCUUAAUUACAGACAAACACGAGUCGCUACUACAUGCAGGAGCAAAGGUGACACUAUCAGAGUUGAAAGAAAAAUUCUGGAUAGUUAAAGGACGACAGCAAGAACUAGCAGCCCCUCUUCCUUUAAACCGACUCAAACAUGCGCAAUCUUUUCACGUUACAGGAGUCGAUUUCGCUGGACCACUGCUGUACAAACCAGCACAGCGAAGGAAGAAAAGGAAAGCUCCACCAAGCGUCCAGGAUCCGACGCCAGCAGACGAUCCAACUGAAGAGCGAAUCGAGGAGCCACCCGCUGAAGGAGACGCUCCAAUCGAAGCUCUAAUCGUAGGCGAAGAGGAUUCAGUCGAAGAAGAUGUCGAAAUCCAAGACAUCUUAAUAACAACAACUAAAGCUAAGAAAACGAACCAUCUUAAAAGUUAUGUUUGUCUUUUUACGUGUGCAGUCACUCGAGCGGUUCACUUGGAACUACUACCCGAUAUGACGGCGCGUUCCUUCUUACUAGCCUUUCGAAAAUUCGCAGCUAGACGAGGACCCGUCUCAGUGAUGUAUUCGGACAACGCGCAAACGUUCCGAUGUGUCGACCGAUUCCUGAGAACUAUUCACGCCGAUCCCAUCAUUCAAGACUUUCUCGCGUCCAGAAAAACCCUUUGGAUAUUUUCCGCCAGCCUAGCGCCAUGGUGGGGAGGAUUCUGGGAACGGAUGGUGAGGAGCGUCAAGGAUCUGCUGCGACGCUCCAACGGUCGAGCCUGCCUUGACUACAUGGAACUGGAAGCGAGUUUAGCAGAAAUCGAGAGCGUAAUCAACGCCCGCCCACUCAGCUAUAUUGGGGAAGGAGCUGACGAUCCACUUCCGAUAACUCCUAACCAAUUUCUAAACAACAGACGUUCUACUCGUGCCGAUCCGGAGCCAGCCGUUAACUUGCUGGAUCCUACAUCGACCAGCAUCGUACUACAAGAGAUGGACAAGAACAGGAGGGAAUAUGUCGCUGACAUCUGUGCUAGAUUCGUCGACGAUUAUCUACUCCAACUAGACAACUUCCACUCCAAAGGAAAAUCCGGAAGGAAGAUCCGCCUAGGAGAAGUCGUUGUUAUCCACGACGAACACUCCAAACGACUCAUGUGGUCUACCGGAGUAGUGAAGGAACUGAUUCCAAGCCGCGACGGACUCAUCCGUUCUGUCAUGCUCAAGAUUCCAAAUGGUAAUUUAAUUAAUAGAGCCAUUCAAUGUCUUCACCCUAUAGAGCUGCGAGAAGAUCUCGCCGAAGACGUCGAAAUUGGAAAUCCGGAACCGAUCCAGGAGCCGGAAGAGGAUCCAAAUCCAACUCUGCCAGAACCAGAAAUCGAUCUCGCUAUCGGAGACGCUAUGCCAGCUCCCGAAGAACCGGAAGACGUCGUCGAAGAUGUCGAGCCGGAUGCUACGGGCUCUGGUGGGGAGUGUGUUAGGAAUAUUCCAUUCCAACAGACGACGACGAGAUCAGGGCGCCGCACAACAACACCGGCGCACCUACGCGACUAUUGCCUUGGGGGCCCCCGAUAGGUGGCCCCAAAUUCAGUCGUUGGUCCCCAAAUUCAGUCGUUGUUUCCCUACCCCCCUAUUGUUUAUUCCCCCCCAAUUUACUGUACAAUAUUCAGUGUGUUAAAAUAGACGAGAGGUAA